Molecule: messenger RNA, 3447 nt
Organism: Guillardia theta CCMP2712
Lineage: Eukaryota; Cryptophyceae; Pyrenomonadales; Geminigeraceae
Exons: 16
Coding region: 1-3447 (1148 amino acids)
Biological process (GO): trehalose biosynthetic process
Cellular component (GO): cytosol
Molecular function (GO): catalytic activity; starch binding
Source: RefSeq, a predicted model, not a curated record
AUGCCUUUCUCAUUGAACAAGGACAAGCCUCCGCGCGAUACGAGGAACGAUAACUUGGAUAUCCCAGACAGGCCGCUGUCGCCUGGUCUGGGGGGCAGGCCAAAGUCACCUGACGUUUUCAGGAGGGGAUAUGCCGGUGGUUUGUCCGGAGGUGCGAAGAUAAACUCGCCGGUAGUAGUUCCCCCGCUGCAGCAGAAUGGAGACGCAAACUCAUCCACGCCGAAGAAGGUGGCGAGCAGGGAGAGCGGCAUGUCGAUAUCUCGGAGCGGCAGCCGAGAGAACAUGGCAAACAUGCCUCGAAACCUCUCGUCGUCCUCCAGCUCCUCCUCUGCCAGUGGGAUGGCAGGUUCGAUAUCCAGGAAUCGGAGUCAAGACUCGAUGAGAGGAUCGUCAAAAGACCUGGCGAGUCAAGUGCGGCAGCUCUCUCGCAAAGGCAGCAGAGAAGACAUGGGCUCGUCCCCUGGGUCGUCCUGCAACGAUCUUGUCAACAAGCAAGUUUUCUCGCACGGAGUCAGUGAUCAGAGUGCGAUGACACGUGUUGACUUGCAUGUCGAAGUGACAAGUACUUCGCCCGGUGAUCGUGUGGUUGUCACAGGCUCCAUUCAAGAGCUGGGAUAUUGGGACCCUAGGGGCGGGGUUGAGUUGCAGACGAACCAAGUGGAAUUUCCGCAGUGGAGCGCGACGUUCGCCGCUCCUUCGGGCCAGUCAGUGGAGUACAAGUACGUCAUCAUGAAGGCCAAUGGGGAAAUGGACUGGGAGACCAAGAUCGAGAACCGGAUGUUCACAACUGAAGGGAAUGUGCUGACGUUGGAAGAUGGAAAGUUUGAUGUAGAGUCAGCCAAGUUGCUGAACAAGGAUUUCGUCUCUGUCGAUCGUAGCAAGCCUCUGAAGAAGAAUAUCUUGGACCUUCCUGUGGAGCUGGAGACAACAGACACCAUCUAUGUCGUCACUUAUCGCCUGCCUCUCACUGCCAAGAGAGAUCCUGACACUGGAGCGCUCUCCUUCCAGUGGCUGUCCUUUGCUUCUGACUCUACUCAACGCGAAGCUGACAACAGCAAAGUGAUGCGAUCUGAGAGCCGACAUGCCGGGUAUGUCGUAGAGAAUCUGCGUGCUCUUCGCGCUCGUUGCCGCGUGCUGUACGUCGGCGGAUUGGGCAUCGACAUCCCUCCAGCAGAGCAGGAAGCGGUGACGGAGGAGCUCAUGUCGAAAUUUCAGUGCAUUCCUGUGUUUCUGCCUCCAGACAUGCGCGCUGAAUAUGAAGAUUUUUGCCACAACAUUCUCAAACCAAUUUUUCAUUUUGUGCAUCCCACAAGUGCAGAUGUUUGCCGCGCCUUCGCCUCUGAAGCUAAGUGGCAGUUGUACAGUGCAGUUAACCGCGAAUAUGUGAAACCAGUUGUACAGAAUUUCAAUGACGGAGACUUGGUCCUGGUGUUCGAUCUUGGUCUGAUGAUGGCGCCGACUCUGAUUGGCUCAAGGGCUCGCACAGCGAACAUCUGCUUCUUCUUCAACACUCCAUUCCCCUCCUCAGAGAUUUUCAGGACAAUGCCUGUACGCAAAGAGGCGUUGAGGUCUCUAUUGAAUGCCGAUCUUAUUCAAUUCCACUGCUUCACGUAUGCCCGUCAUUUCCUCUCAUGCUGCUCGACGCUUCUUGGCAUAGAACACCGCCCAGCUCGAUGCGGGCUGGUGAACCUGGUCUUCAACGGUCACCAUGUGAACGUGAGAGCCUCUCACGUAGGGAUAGACGCGGAGACUCUCAACCGCCGUCUGCAGGAGGAGAGAGUUUUGACCGAGUCCGACUUCUGGGCAGAGAAGUUCCGGAGGAUGAAGAAGCAGGUGAUCUUGGUGGGCUAUGACGACAUGGAGCCUCUGUCAGGCAUCACCCUGAAGCUCCGAGCUUACCGUUCCAUGCUCAAUCUCUUCCCGGAGUAUCGUGCCAGUGCAGUGCUGGUGCAAGUUGCCAUCCCCUUACACGAUUCCCGAGGGGAGAUGAUGCACCAGGAGUAUGCGCAGGCGGUCACCAAGUUGGCCGAAGAGAUCAACGAGGCCUAUCCCAAUGCUGUCCUCAUGCUCCACGAGAAGAUGCCCUUCGCUCCUCGCGUCGCGCUCUUCACGAUCGCCGACGUGCUGGUGAACUCAGCGGUAAGGCACGGAUUAAGCCUUGUCCCGCUGGAGUUUGUGCUGGCAGGAGGAACGGUCGAUGCAGAGGCAUCAAGCAGAGGCAAACAGCCUAAGAUGGGCUCGCUAGUGCUCUCAGAGUUCACGGCCUGCAGCAGGGUGAUCCCUGGUGCGAUGAGGACGAAUCCAUGGAGGGAGGAAGACUUUGCUCGGAGCAUAGUGAAGUGCUUGAGACAACCGCAGUAUGAGAGGAAGCACUGGCACUCUCAACAGUUCGAGUGGUGCCAGCACAAUACAGUCCUUAGGUGGGCUGAGAACAUUCUGAAGGACAUGAAGAUGGCGAGGGCAAACUUGAUCGAGAUGGGAGAAGAUGUUGCUCGUACAGCUUGCUGCCGUGUCGGUCUAGUGAAGAGUUCUUACAAAGAGAUCUCUUCGAACAUCCUCAAGCUGGCUGAUGUCAAUACAGCUUACGCUUCGGGCAAGACAAGGCUGCUGAUCUUCGACGUUGACGUGUUGAGGCCCCCGAAGGGAAGUGAGGAAGAGGCUGAAAGCAAGAGUUGGCCUCAGUUUGUCAAGAACCUGGACCAGCUUGUGCUGGAGACUGGAAACGUCGUGUUCCUGCUGUCAUCGGACUCCGUCGAGCAUCUACUCCUCCUGCUCAAGCGCUGUAAGGGCAUAGAGAAGCUCGGUCUUGCAGCCGAGGAUGGAUACUACUAUAAGUGGCCGGGCUCUCCCGCCGACCGCUGGGACCAGCGCCAACACGUCAAGGCCCAGUGGAAGGAUGUCUGCUCGCUCCUGAUGAACAGCUACAAGGAGCGCACGACUGGGUCGUACGUAGACGAGGACCAGGUCGCUUCCAUCACUUGGCAUUACGGGGUCUCGAAUCCAGAGUUUGGUCAGAUCCAGGCAAAGGAGCUCCUGAACCAUCUAAAUGACACGCUCGAGCACCUUCCAGUGGAGGUUGUGCUGGGGAAGUCGUUUGUUCGAGUCCGCCACCAGGGGAUCACCAAGGGCGCUCUAGUCUCGCACAUCAUACAGCACUUCAGUAGCCGUGGAGGAGUAGACUUCCUCCUCUGUUUCGGUGAUGACCGCAUGGACGAGGACAUGUUCAACAUCCUCAGGGACUAUCAGAAUGGCGCCCAGUAUCGCCUCUUCCAGGGGACGGAGCAGGAGGUGAAGGUCUUCACCUGUACCGUUGGAAGGCAGCCCACACUGGCUGGAUAUUGUUUGUACACGUUCGAGGACGUACUGGAGCUGUCCAGCGGACUGUCGCUGCAGACCAAGAGGAAGUUAAGAUCGGCUGCGACCAUGCUCGAGCUGUCAGCUCUGUGA